AUGCCCAAAUUUUACAUUUAUAUGUUCUUUCUAAAGCACUUAAGUUUUCUAUUUCUUCUUCGCAGGUUUGAAGAAAAAGCUCAGACUGAUCCUCUUAGUGCACUGAAGUACCUACAGAAUGAUUUGUACGUAACUGUGGAUCACUCAGACCCUGAGGAGACAAAAGAGUUUCAGCUUCUUGCCUCAGCAUUAUUUAAGUCUGGCUCGGAUUUCACCACUCUUGGGUUUUCAGAUGUUGAUCACACUUAUGCGCAGAGAACUCAGCUGUUUGACACAUUAGUCAACUUCUUUCCGGACAACAUGACCCCUCCUAAAGGCAACCUGGUAGACCUCAUCACGCUGUAACAGAGAGCGAUCACUGGACAUGUGGAAGAGGGGAAAAGCAUCCAUUUUCAGUAUUUUAAUUUUUUUUUUACUGCAUCGAUUGACUGCUGGGAUGAAGUAAUAUAGUAACCCCUAGGUGUUUGAAAGGGGUUUUAUACUUGUAUGGUGAAUCCCUAAAGCUUUUCCCUUGGAGUAGGUUAAUAAAAAUGUAACUGACAUACUUCUGACUAAAUAUAUAUAUAUUUUUUCUGACAUUGAAUUUUGAGUUAGCAAAUGUAAGGAGAAAAGAGAGGGGAGGAGAAGAAAAUAAAACCCCAUCGUGCAGUGAUCGCUUUUCCCUCUAGAGGAAAAUUGAAAUUCGUGGGCUGUCUGGAAUUAAAGAUGAUGGGUUUUAUUUUGGAUUUCAGGGGAAAGUGGGUGGUGGUUCUUUGUUCAUUUGUAGCUAGUCAUGAUGUAUUGCUUUGUCCUACAAGUCCAUCCUCAGCAGCUGAAUAACUUGGCAGCAAGACACUGGCGUGUGUUGAGGUAACAGUAAUAUAUGUGUCUUGAGUCUUGUAAUCGCAGGGUGUCAUGUGAAGGGAGCAUGUGUUACAAAUUGUCUGUCUUCUCUUUCGAGAACCUGGCUGGCAGCAGUGUCUGAUUGCAUUCGAUAUCUAGUCUAAACCUAAAUGCCUAACUUCUGUUCUCUGGAGCCUUCCACUUAGACCUGACAGUCAUGGGGGAGCCUCGGAGAAGCUGUCAGAAAAUGGGGGUGGAGGGAUUGUCUGCAUGGGCUCCUUUUCAGGGAUCGCUCUGUUUCCAGUGCCAUGCUCUCCUGAUGGAAAAACUCUGCAGGUCCUCACAGCGCUCUGCAGAACUGGGUCUUCCAUUCACACACCCAACCUCUGCAACCUGACUCCAGGUUGGGUGUAGGAUUUCCGAAGCAGAUUGUCUUCGUUUACAUACACCUAUGCUUUUGUGUGCAUUUGUCAGUGUGUAAAUGUAAAGAGGUUUGCUCCAAACAGCUUGUCUUCUGUUUGUGUAGUGCAGUUUCUUUACUUUUAAAUGCAUUUUAGACCUUGCUCUGAAUGUGAAGGAGGCCUUUUUAGCAUAAACUCCUUUAAAAAGCAAGCUGAUGCAUAUGUAUAGAAAAUAUAUUCUUCUUUGCUGAAAGCCUUCUUUAUAAAUAAGGUAAGGGCUUGGUGCUGCACUGUAAAGUGGAAUGAAGGAUACUCAUACUGAGCAUUAGCAGCUUUUUGCGUUCAGUGUCAGUAAGCAUUCAAUACAAAACUGGCUGUUGUAAAUUGUAUAUGCAACUGCAAAGCUUUAUGUCCAGAAUUGUUCGUGCCAGCAGGGUACCAUUGCUGCACUCACUACGGCUACACAGCUCCUGUUGAACUUGAUGGAAGUCCUGUGUGUGUGCAAAGAUGAUUUGAACUCUUGAAAUAAAGAGUUAGUGAAGUGUCUUUUCCAGAGCUUGAGUGUCUGCUUGCUUUGAUUGCAUUGUAUUGCCUCUUUAAUCAUGUUCUUUGUGCAACUUCCGUAGUUCUGGUAUGUUAGAAAUAAAUUUUAAACCUCCAUGCUAGUGAUUAAUCACCCAGAAAGGAACAAUGCGUUAGAGGUUGGGCUUUGCUUUGUCUUCAGGGAGGAGUAUAUAGAUGCAGUGUUUUAAGUAACCUGUAACUUGAGACUGUUUAGAAAUUGUAUACUUCAGUGGUCAGCAAAUCAGAUGUCUGUGGAAGAAUACGCAGUGCAGUAAAUGAAAUGUGAUGAAAUUGUUUCUUUGAAACGUGGUAUUUUUUUUUCCAGUGACAUGGAAAGUUUUUAGGUGACUGCUAGGUUUUAUGCUAUGUUUGCAGUUGCUUUGUUAACUAAAGUAGAGCCUGUGCCAUAAGAAUAGAGAUACUGGAUGUGCUAACCUGGGUGAGUUUUCCUUACUGAGGCAAGGUUUCCAUUGAGAUUGAACUGGACACAUCUCACACAACCAGCUAAAAUAUUGCAACCCUGGAGUACUUUUCAGCCUCAGCAUAAUUGUGAGCCCAAAACUAGAUUGAGGAGCUGUGGUGAGUAGGUGGUGGGAGUUCGGAAAUGCUAAAGGCUGUGUGAACAGUGUUGCUGCUGAGCUGGUUUGUAUUACAGAAAUUCAGUCAAAACUCACUGUCCUCAGAGGUACAUGCAAAUCCUGGCAGCCUAGCUUUCUUUCUGUAGCACAGAAUAAAUGAAUUCCUUGUCUGAAUUAGGGAAGCAUUGUUUCUAUAGGAUGGACGAUCCCAGUUAAUGAGAGCACUUCAGGAUGAUCAAAUAUUGGUCCACCUUUAUCCUGAGCCAAUCGAUUUCAGCUCAUACAAGCACAGUUUGUGGAUUCCAGCUGGUGAUUAACCAGCAGAAACUAUUUGCUCAGCUUCUGAAUAUUUGUUGAGCAGCAGAGGCACCCUGUGGCCAGAGUUGUUAAUCCACAGUGAGGGCUUCUCAUGACUUUGCCUAGGGUAUUUCCUGGUUCUGUGUGCUCCUACUAAAUGAUUUCUUAGCAUUGGUAUAUACUGCACUACCUGAUUUAAAAAAACAAAAAUUCUGAAUGGGGAAGUAU
Messenger RNA from Meleagris gallopavo (turkey), 2890 nucleotides. The record is from RefSeq and is a predicted model, not a curated record. NCBI's taxonomy places the organism in Eukaryota, Metazoa, Chordata, Aves, Galliformes, Phasianidae.